Prorocentrum cordatum is the source of this 1911-nucleotide messenger RNA. NCBI's taxonomy places the organism in Eukaryota, Dinophyceae, Prorocentrales, Prorocentraceae. The record is from the annotation of a GenBank genome assembly.
AUGGUGCUGAAGAGCGACAGGUGGGCGGCGCUCUUGGGCCAGGCCGGUGGCGAGGAUGAAGCCAGGCUGGUGGCGACGCCUGGCAUGCUGGAGAUCUCGUACAGCCUGCCCGCGUCCUCCUCGCCGGGGGGCGCUGGGCUGCGCAGGGAGACGAAGACCGAGAUGGUGUACCAGGACGCCACGCAGAGGGACGAGGGGCCGCGGCUGCUCGUCUCCCUGGCCUCCGUGCUGAAGCUCAAGGGGCUGUGCGAGCACGAGCACGCCAGGCACGACGAGGUCCUGGAGGCGCUGAAGGUCUGCCGCCUCAAGUACUACAAAGAGAUCAGGUGGCUCCGCGAUCAGCUCCAGCGGGCCACCGGGAACGAGGGGCAGGUGUUCUGGUUCGACCCCCAGGAGGGGGCGGACCUCGAGCCGGAAGGCACGGAGGCGGCAAUGCUGAGGGAGCUGCAUGACGCCAACGGGGCGCUGAGGGAGGAAGUCGCCGUGCUCAGCGAGGAGAACGCCAGGCUCGGCGAGAUCGUCCAGGAGAUGGCCUCCCCGGAGGUCGCGGUGCGCACCCUGCUCCGUGAGCACGGCGUCCACGAGGUCACCGUGCGGCUCCGGAAGCUGCUCUCAAGGGGGCCCGACGGCGCCGAGCUCGCCGAGGUGAUCCGCGAGCUCGCGGGGCACGACCAGGAGAUAGUGCGGUUGGAGGAAGAGCUCCAGCAGCUGAGGCAGAAGUCGCGGGACGACGAGGAGCGGUUGGCCGAGCUGCUGGUGCAGGCGGACCAGCUGCGGGCGGAGGCGCAGUCGGCGAGCAGGCGCGCCGAGCUCGAGGCGGCCCGAGUGGCCGAGGCCCAGCUGCGUGUCCAGCAGAUCGAGCUGCGCAACAAGGCCCUCAACGAAGAGAUGCUCGCUGGCCAGGCCAGCGCCGGGCCCGCACCACCACAGGGCGUCGUGGCAGCACCCUCUGAGGAGGGCGCCGAGAUCGCGCAGAUGCGCGACACGAUCUCCAGCAUGCGCCACACGAUGUCCAGCAGCACAGGGCAGCUCGCCGUGACCACCAGGCGCCUCGCCCAGACGUUCGGCAAGCUGGGGGGCCACAGCCCACGGACCGCCCCGGGCGAGGGCGCGGGCGACAGCGGCACGGCGCACGACAGCCUGGAGGAGGCCAUCCCAGGCAAUGCCAUCUCGGGUCGCCACUUGAGCGACAGGGUCCAGGACGUGCUGCGAGAGCUGAGGGACCUGCGGUCGCGGGUGGGGCGGCAGGACGCGGCGUUGUUCGGGCAGUUGGAGCAGCAGCGGGCAGAGCUGGAGGAGCUGCGGUCGGGCUGUUCGGCCCUGGCAGCUGGGCAGCGGGAGGAGGUCAGGUGGAGGGACGGCCCCGUCAAGAAGAAGAAGAAGAGGCGCAAGGGGAGCGUGAAGGGCAAGCAGAACUCCCACUCGCACCGCGAGCAGAGGGUGACGAUGGAGCUCAAGGAGUGCGAGGACUCCACCGCGAAGGACGCGACGGUGUGCCACCGCCACCUCUUCGGAGUUGCUGGCUCGGCGGGACUGGUGGUGCUGAGUAUGAGCCAGAGGGUGAUGUUGCUGACGUGGACGCCGACGGCGACGCCCGCGAACGCAGCGCCAGCGUUUCUGCACAAGGUGGCGGUCAAGCUGUACAUCCCGAAGGUGGUUUUCUUGAUAUUGGCCCUAAUCACGCUCCUGAACGCGUCGGCAUCGAUGAUGGCAGGGACGUUUCGGGCCCAGGUGCGGGUGCUGAUCGUUAUUCGGGGGGUCGUGGAAUUUGUUGGUAAUCAGUGCGAGGAGGCGGAGCAGCUAAUCGGGCUACUUUCGGCUGGCAGCAUCUCUCGCGAGGGUGCUAGAGCUGCUGAAGGCCAAGGGUGGUUCGGAGCCGGCUUCGACUACCACGUGUACUGGGUCAUAUGA